AUGAACGCCAUGGGUACAGCACUCUCUUAUCUUCGAAUACCUGCUCUUGCCACCUCUGGUCUGGCCGCUGUUGGAAGCAGUCUGCUGUACUUUAAACAAAACGACAUCAUCUAUCCUGCAAACAUUCCCGCCGGUUCGAGGACUCAAGUUCCCACUCCUGAUCAGUUCGGCCUCAAGAACGCGGAAUCUAUAACAUUUCCUACGCCUGACGACCAGGUUCUACAUGCAUAUCUCCUCCGCCCAUCUGAGCCGUCCCUGAAGAAAAAUGUCACGCUUCUGACAUUUCACGGGAAUGCUGGCAACAUCGGACAUCGUCUACCUAUUGGAAAAGUCUUAUCUGAGAGUUUGGGCUGCCACGUCUUCAUGGUUGAAUAUCGAGGUUAUGGGCUGUCCACUGGUACUCCAGAUGAAGUCGGUCUGUCAGUCGACGCCCAGACCGCCCUGGACUAUGUUCGCAACCACCGAGAGCUGAGGAAGACCAACAUUAUCAUAUAUGGCCAAAGUCUAGGAGGCGCAGUUGCCGUCAAGCUCUUGCAAGCCAACGAACAAGUCGGUGAUAUUGUCGCUGUGAUUCUCGAAAACACCUUUCUCUCCAUUCGGAAGAUGAUACCCGCUGUAAUGCCAGCCGCAAAGUAUCUAACUCCAUUCUGCCACCAGCGAUGGGACUCUGAAACGACGCUGGCCAAAGUCAAAGAUAAGAGUAUUCCGAUUCUCUUCCUGUCCGGUGGGCGAGAUGAAAUCGUUCCUGCCUCAAUGAUGAAGAACUUGUAUGAUAUGUGUCCUACCAAGAAAAUCUGGAGGGAGUUCCCCAAUGGCGACCAUAACUCGACAGUUGCGGAGCCUGGCUAUUUCGAUGCAAUCUGGGAAUUCCUGGUCCAGGAUGCGCUUGGACUGGAAGGAAUGCCAAACUUGAAGAAAGACGAAAUCAGUAUCGACGAAGACGAGCUUUGGAGUUGA
Messenger RNA from Exophiala aquamarina CBS 119918, 957 nucleotides. RefSeq lists its product as uncharacterized. The coding region runs from base 1 to 957 and encodes 318 amino acids. The record is from RefSeq and is a predicted model, not a curated record. The transcript has a single exon. Gene Ontology annotation, molecular function: palmitoyl-(protein) hydrolase activity. NCBI's taxonomy places the organism in Eukaryota, Fungi, Ascomycota, Eurotiomycetes, Chaetothyriales, Herpotrichiellaceae. Gene Ontology annotation, cellular component: membrane.